AUGGGCGAGCAUUUCCGAUGCGUCCUCAACCGCCCCUCCGGCAUCUCCGACGCCGCCAUCGAGCGUUUUCCGCAAGUGGAGACCAACGCAGACCUGGACCUCCCGACAUCUCUCCAGGAGACCAUCAGGGCCGUGCAGCAGCUCUCCAGCGGGAAAGCACCCGGAUCGGACGCAAUCCCUGCUGAGGUCUACAAGCACGGAGGUCCCCCACCGAUGGAUCACCUGACUGCGCUCUUCCAGGAGAUGUGGCGUCAAGGUGAAGUCCCGCAAGAUUUCAAAGACGCAACCAUCGUGCAUCUGUACAAGCGCAAAGGGAAUCGCCAAGUCUGCGACAAUCACCGCGGCAUCUCCCUGCUGAACAUCGCCGGGAAGAUCUUCGCCCGCAUCCUUCUCAACCGCCUCAAUAACCAUCUGGAACAGGGCCUUCUGCCGGAAAGCCAAUGCGGCUUCCGUCGUCAUCGUGGGACCACGGAUAUGAUCUUCGCCGCCCGUCAACUUCAGGAUAAGUGUCAAGAGAUGCGGACCGACUUGUACUCUACCUUCGUGGACCUGAUGAAAGCCUUCAACACGGUGAAUCGUGAAGGACUGUGGAGGAUCAUGCAGAAAUUCGGCUGUCCGGAGCGAUUCACUCAGCUGGUGCGUCAGCUGCACGACGGUAUGAUGGCGCGAGUCACGGACAACGGAGCUGUCUCAGAGGCAUUCGCAGUGACCAAUGGCGUGAAGCAGGGCUGCGUACUGGUGCCUAUCCUCUUCAGUCUUAUGUUCUCUGCCAUGCUGAUGGACGCCUAUCGUGAUGAGCAUCCCGGGAUCCGCAUCGCCUACAGGACGGACGGUCACCUCCUGAAUCAACGGCGGAUGCACUUCCAAUCGCGCGUCUCCACAACCACCGUUCACGAACUUCUCUCCAUCGACGACUGCGCCCUGAACGCCACCCCGGAAGAGGAGAUGCGACGGAGCAUGGACCUCUUCCUUGCCGCCUGCGAGAACUUCGGUCUAGUCAUCAACACACAGAAGACGGUGGUGAUGCACCAACCGCCACCCAACUCGGCCACAGCCCCCAACGCGCCGCCGCAAAUCAGCGUGAAUGGGACCCACCUGCAAGUGGUGGAGAACUUCCCGUACCUGGGCAGUACUCUCUCCGCAACACCAAGAUCGACGACGAAGUCGCCAACAGGAUCUCGAAAGCCAGUCAAGCCUUCGGUCGCCUCCAAAGCACAGUUUGGAAUCGUCAUGGUCUCCAACUGA
Molecule: messenger RNA, 1245 nt
Organism: Spirometra erinaceieuropaei
Lineage: Eukaryota; Metazoa; Platyhelminthes; Cestoda; Diphyllobothriidea; Diphyllobothriidae
Source: the annotation of a GenBank genome assembly